AUGCAUGAAUUCGGCAGGCACGAUCACAUAGUACGGAUCCUCAGCGUAUUUGAGACCACUCAGGAGAGCACGUGUAUCCUCAUGGAGUAUCUCCCGCUGUCACUGCAGGAGUACCUCCGUCUCGAUCCAGAACUGGAGCUACACGAAAUUCGUCUGAUAACAGCAGGGGUUCUCCUCGGCUUGUACGCUUUGAAACAGAUACACUUGAUUCACGUCGACAUCAAACCCAACAACAUCAUGUUACUCAAAGCGGAUGAUUGCAUCCGAGCAAAGAUCAUCGACUUUGGGAUAUGCGAGUUGACUACAGAAGGCCCUCAUUUGGGACUCUACGUCCAGGCGAAGCCCUACAGAGCACCAGAAGUCUUCCUCGGUUACGAAGUGACGCCUGCAAUUGACAUUUGGUCUCUUGGAGUUUGUGCCUCUGAAAUGUGUAUCAGGGAUGCUCUUUUCGACAACUUGGAUUCGAAUGAAGCUUUCCGGAGCAUUUUGAGGCGAAUCGUCGUUGAAGACGAUGCGUAUAUCGAGGACGCUCCGAAUAGGGAUAGAUAUUUCGAACUCGCAGAAGAUGGCUAUUUUGAGUUCAAAUACGGCAGCUUGCCGGCUAACGGGGCUAAGCUCGAUCGAAUCUUGAUGGGACUCGAGGCUCACAGCAGACUCAACGAUUUCGAAAGGAGCGACUUCGUCGAUUUGAUGAUCAAAAUGGUAUGUUUCGAUCAUCGCUCUCGAAUCACGGUGGAAGUCGCUCUCCUGCAAAACUUCAUAACCAUGAGCAACGAUUCCGACCCGACGUCCGCCUGCCCAUACUCGGGCAAGCUCAGACAUAAAGUUAUGCUCCAUCAAUCUUGUCCGACUUUGCGUGGAACCCUGAGACAACUCAAGAGAUUGGGACUGAACGGGGGAAACGACGACCCCACGGAACGGGACACGCUGGACAGUCUCGGGACUUCCCCAAGCGACUCUGAGAUCGAAGCCCCAGCGAGGAAGAGACUCAAGAGCGUAUACCCCUCAUGA
This is a messenger RNA of Galendromus occidentalis (western predatory mite), 1011 nucleotides long. RefSeq names its product dual specificity protein kinase YAK1 homolog. The coding region runs from base 1 to 1011 and encodes 336 amino acids. Gene Ontology annotation, cellular component: cytoplasm. Lineage: Eukaryota; Metazoa; Arthropoda; Arachnida; Mesostigmata; Phytoseiidae. Gene Ontology annotation, molecular function: protein tyrosine kinase activity; ATP binding; protein serine/threonine kinase activity. The record is from RefSeq and is a predicted model, not a curated record. Gene Ontology annotation, biological process: peptidyl-serine phosphorylation; peptidyl-threonine phosphorylation. The transcript has 7 exons.